Messenger RNA from Rotaria sp. Silwood2, 1224 nucleotides. The record is from the annotation of a GenBank genome assembly. NCBI's taxonomy places the organism in Eukaryota, Metazoa, Rotifera, Eurotatoria, Philodinida, Philodinidae.
AUGUAUUCAUUUUUCACUUUUAGAUUUAAAAUUAAAAUACGUCUUUGUACUCUAGAUCCACGAAUAACCAAUAUUUCAUUUGAUAAUUUUACUGGAUCGAUUUGUAUUAUUACUCCAAUAACAGGUGAUGACGAUAUGAAAGAAUUAAUGGUAUCGUCAUCUCAAACACAUGUCGAUGAUGAUCUCUUUACACCUAAUGAUCAUUUAGCAUUAAUUACACAGCCUAUAUUAGGUGCAAGAUCAAGAAAAAAAGAUAAAAUUGACUCAAAAAUAAAUAGUCAUCGAAGUUUAUAUAACGAUUCACCAUCAUUAAUUUUACCAAUUAAUCAAAUGAAAAAAUUUCCAUAUGAAAAUAAAACUAAUCAUCAUGAAUCAUCUGAUUCUGGUCUUGAUCUUUCUUUUUCAACAAAUUCAUCUACUCAAUAUUUUCAACAACAAUAUACAACCAGAGAUCAACCAUUAAGUGCAUUAAAUGAAGAUUCAAAUAUCGAUGAUACUUUUUAUGAUCAACCUAUUCAAUAUUCAUUUGUUAAUUUAGAACGUAAUCGGUCUGAAGAAAAUAUUAUUAAUCAAAGUAUAUAUGAACAAGAACAUCGUUCAAAUUUAUUUUCUGAUAAACAAAACAAAAUGAGUAAAAAUUAUGAUGAUAGUUUUCAUUUUGAUACAUUAAAAGAAUUUCAUCAACAGACAAAUAUAAAUAAAAUUGAGUGUAUUAAUCCUUCUAGUCAACAAUAUCAAUCAUUAAAUGAUUUGACUAAUAAAUCUCUACGAACGACAAAAACAAUUAUUCAACAAACAACUAUACCAACAUUAAAAAAAUUAACAAAUGAAAGAAAAUUAAAUAUUAUUGUUAAAUCCUCGACACCAUUAUCAACAUCAUUUAUUCCUUUUAAUGAUGAACAAAUUCAUUCGACUAGUAAAACAUCAAAUAAUCAAACAAUAUUUCAUUCAAAUCGAUUAAUUAAUCAACAAAUAAAACCAAAAGCAACAAUAUCACUUAGUCAAUAUCCAAAUCAAGAACAAAUAAGAGAACAUAUCAAUAGAUCAGUUAUUGAAAGACAACAUCGAUCGUAUUUAUCAAUACCACAACGAAAAGAUAUCAUACAACAAACAAUACUAUUAAAUGCUUCACCAUCAAAACUUAAUAAUCAUUUAUUCAGAAAAGAAAAACAAUCGACUACAAGUUUGUAUCCUAGUAAAAAUCUUUAUUUAUUAUUUUUAUAA